GUUGACUCGCAGAUACACUCGCAAACUCAGGUCUAAGAGCCAUGAAGGUCCUUGCUGUGCUCGUCCUAGCCGUUUUCACUGGCUGUAAUGCCAACCUGUUCUAUGCUGAUGCACCCCAGCCACAGCUGGAUAUGCUGAUUGAUGCCUUCUGGGACUAUGCUGCCAAGGCAACCCAGACAGCUGAUGACACCCUCCUGAUGAUCAGAAAGUCUCAGUUUGGACAGGAUGUCAGUGCUCGUCUGACGGAGAGUGCCGAUGUGGCCAGCACGUAUGCAGUCACCCUGCAGGAGCAGCUUCCCCCUGCAGCGCUGGACCUGAUCACCAAAGUCACCACAGAGGCCGAUGUGCUGAGGGAGCGUCUGAACCAGGAGCUGAGCACCGUCAGGGAAAAGCUGGAGCCCUACAGCGCGGAAAUGAAAGCCAAGGUCCAGCAGAGAGUGGAGCAGCUCAAACAGGAGCUUGCCCCCUACGCAGAGUCCGUGGACACCGAGGCUCUGAGGGCCACCCUGAUGCAGAAGAGUGAGGAGCUCAAGACCAACCUGGAGCAGAGUGUGCAGGAUCUGCAGGCUCAGCUGGGGCCUUACACCGAUGACCUGAAGCUGAAGGUGGACCAGCACCUGCAGGACUUCAAGGAGAGAGUGGCGCCCGCGACGCAGAAGGUCCAAAGCGAGCUGACACAGAGAGCCCAACAAGUCAAAGAGAUCGCUGCCCCCUACGUUGAGGACCUGAGGGUGAGGCUGGACCCCUACGCCCAGGACCUCCAGGCUCAGCUCACUUCCCUCUACGAGUCCUUCACCAAAACCCAAGUACCUGUAUAUCCAACCACCAUGAAGGCUGUAGCUCUGAUCCUCGCUCUCGCAGUCAUCACUGGCUGCAGCGCUCGCGUUGUGCGCCAGGCUGAUGCCACUGUGAGAUGGGAGGACACUGUGCAUCGUUUCUGGCAGUAUGUCGCUGACCUGAACCAGAAGGCUGAUGAAGUUGUGCGGGACCUGAAGACCUCUCAGAUCACCAGGGAGCUUGACACUCUGAUCACUGAUAGCAUGGCCGAGCUGGCAGCAUACAGAGAAGACAUCAAUACCAAGCUGACCCCAUACACCGAUGGCUCCACCGGACAGCUGUCUCAGGACCUGCAGCUUCUGGCCAACAAACUCCAGAAGGACAUGCUGGAUGCCAAGGAGCGCAGCACCGAGUACCUGGGUGAGCUCAAGACCAUGAUGGAGCAGAACUCCGAUGAUGUUCGCGGCCGCAUCAGCACCUAUAGCCACAAGCUGAAGAAGCGCCUGAACAAGGACACCGAGGAAAUCCGCAGCACCGUGGCCAACUAUGUGGGUGAGAUCCAGUCCCGCACCGCCCAGAACCUCGACACCGUGAAGGAGAGCGUUGAGCCCUACGUCCAGCAGGCCGGUGACACCGCCAGCAAGAAGCUGGCCGACAUCUCCACCAUCCUGGAGUCUCAGGCUGAGGGCAUCAGGACCCAGCUGGAGUCCACCGCCCAGGAGCUGCGCACCUCCCUGGAAGGCAAGAUCGACGAACUGACCGAGAUGAUCUCCCCCUAUGCCGUCCAGAUCCGCGAGCAGAUCGAGAACAUCAUGGACAAGGUCAAGGAGACCUCCAGUUCUUAGAGGAAGACUCUCUUUCUUAUUACCGUGUUACCGAUGGGGGGGAAGAGGGCGUUGAGAGUGACUCCUGACAUUUCCAUCUGGGUGCUCUUUUGUUCCGGAUGAGGGGGGUGAUGAGAUGAAACGCGAGUUGCGUCUUUGAAGGAAGGGCCAUCAGAUAAACCUCUGUUUGGGUUCCCGACGACAUCGUCACCCUCUCUUCUCUUAUCACCUCCCUUGAUCACUGAACACAAGCACCCCAGUCAGUAACAGCCUUUAACAGGAAACACUUCUGGUAAUAUGCUUUGCUUUUCUACUCUUAAUUAACAGUUAUAGCUAGCAACCCACCACCUAUCCGCCAGCUUCCUGGUUGUCUACAUAACAGCUGUCCUCAUCCCUAAACGCACCAAACAUGAUAAUGAUUGUGAUGUCAAGAGGAGGGGGGGGAGGGGGGGGCACCUGAUUUUUAAGAGGUGAACCACUAAAUUACCAUUCUGUAUUCUUUGCAUUUCUUGAUUGUUGUGCUUCGCACAGAAGAAGAUAGACUUGAUGCAUCCGUGAGUGUAAUGCUGCCUGUCUGUUCUUUAGUCUGAAUGAUGUGUCCCUUGUGUGUCACGUGCCCACCAUGCUGCUCACUGCUCAGCACACAGUGCGAGUCAAUAAAAACUUAGAAAAGAA
This is a messenger RNA of Pungitius pungitius (ninespine stickleback), 2276 nucleotides long. Its product is annotated as apolipoprotein Eb-like. Gene Ontology annotation, biological process: regulation of amyloid-beta clearance; positive regulation of nitric-oxide synthase activity; negative regulation of neuron apoptotic process. Bases 42 to 1622 code for a protein of 526 amino acids. NCBI's taxonomy places the organism in Eukaryota, Metazoa, Chordata, Actinopteri, Perciformes, Gasterosteidae. Gene Ontology annotation, cellular component: intermediate-density lipoprotein particle; extracellular region. The transcript has 8 exons. Gene Ontology annotation, molecular function: lipid binding. The record is from RefSeq and is a predicted model, not a curated record.